AUGGUGGAGUUGGUAGAUUCGGCCGAGGAUAAGGAGGCUAGUAUGGUGAUGGUAGAUUUGAUUGAGGGAAAAGUGAUGUUCAUGUGGGUGGUGGCUAGUGUUUGGAUGUGGAAGUCGACAAUUGUGGAAAAAGGGGAGGAGGAAGGACGGGCUCGAGUGUUGGUGAUUCGAUGGCUAAAGAGGAAAAAGGUGGCGAGUGCCAAUGCUGUGUUGGAUAAUUAUAGGUCUAGGGGUCUGUUUCGGGUUGGAUUUGGGGCUGGUGCUAUGCUUGACAAUUACGGGUCUAAUGGCUAUUUUGGGUUGGUGAUGGUGGUUGCUUCGGUCGAAGCGAGUUGCGACGACGAGCUAAAGUCGAUGGUGGUCGAAGACGAUGGCGAUUACUUAGUAGUAGCAGGUGAAGACAAGAGAGAUUUAAUUCUAGGAGAAAGAGGUUUAGCUACAAGUCUUUCUUGUGGGAGAUGGAUGAAUAGUAAAGUCUAUCAAAAAAUUAAAGAGGGUGCAUUUGGAUUUAUAAGUCGAUUUUGGAGCCUUUUGGACAAAGGGGCUAAUACGAAAACAUGGAUUUUUAGAGACUUUAGAAAAUAUCAAAGAGGACAGAGAUUUAGGUACAGGUAA
This is a messenger RNA of Dovyalis caffra, 615 nucleotides long. NCBI's taxonomy places the organism in Eukaryota, Viridiplantae, Streptophyta, Magnoliopsida, Malpighiales, Salicaceae. The record is from the annotation of a GenBank genome assembly.